GAUUGGUGGAACACUUCUGAGGUCACAGUUUAACUUCCGUGUCACGCAGCGAACAUGGCGGAUAAAGAGAAGAAGAAGAAGGAGAGCAUCUUCGACUUGUCAAAAUACAUCGACAAGCCGAUCCGUGUGAAGUUUCAAGGAGGACGAGAAGCCAGCGGAGUCCUGAAGGGUUUUGAUCCUCUGUUGAACCUGGUGUUGGACGGCACAAUAGAGUACAUGCGUGAUCCAGAUGACCAGCUGAAGCUGACAGAAGACACCAGGCAGCUGGGCCUGGUGGUCUGCAGAGGAACCUCCGUCGUGCUCAUCUGUCCUCAGGACGGCAUGGAGGCUAUACCAAACCCGUUCGUACAGCAGCAGGACGGCUAACACGCAGUCUGUCACUCGCUUCAUUCACACACUCAACCAUGCACAGACUGUGAACAUUUUGUGGAGUUUUUUGUUGUUUCAUUUUUUUAUUUUUUUUAUUUUACCGUAAUAAUGCUUCAAACAGAGCAGAUUUUUGUUUAAAUCAUAAAUUGUACAGCAAAAGGGCACCUGAAAGCACUUCAGCUUUGUUUCUGUCUGUUGUUUGCAAGUUUGAAAAGAUUUGAGUUGUAAAGAGACCACAAGUUUGGGAAGUGUUAACUGUACCAUUUUCUUUUUAUCCACAGCAAGAAACUUUUUACUAUUCUUUGUUGUUUUUGAUAAGAAAAUAAAGUGAAAAUGUAUCUAAA
Molecule: messenger RNA, 713 nt
Organism: Anoplopoma fimbria (sablefish)
Lineage: Eukaryota; Metazoa; Chordata; Actinopteri; Perciformes; Anoplopomatidae
Gene: lsm7
Product: LSM7 homolog, U6 small nuclear RNA and mRNA degradation associated
Exons: 4
Coding region: 55-366 (103 amino acids)
Biological process (GO): nuclear-transcribed mRNA catabolic process; mRNA splicing, via spliceosome
Cellular component (GO): spliceosomal tri-snRNP complex; U6 snRNP; catalytic step 2 spliceosome
Molecular function (GO): RNA binding
Source: RefSeq, a predicted model, not a curated record